CGUUGGUACCAAAGAGGCGGGGCGGAGCGACCUCGAGAGGCUUUUCCCUAUCACUACGGUGAGUGACCUACGGUGGCCGGCGAGGCCUCCCGAGCCAUGCUGUUUCCGACGCGCCUGAAUGGCUGAAGGAGGCUCCUCCGAGAUGCCUCCUCCGGAGCAGCCGCAGGAUCCGGAGAGCCGCGGCUCCGGCGGAGAGCGGGACGACGACUUCGGGUACGGCCUGUUUCCCGAGAGGAGCCGCGGAGGCGGGAAAAAGCAGCAGUCCAUGCUCUAUAAGGCCGUCUUCACCAGGAACCACAAGUGCCAGGUGAUGCUGCAGAUCGCCCUGGAAAGCAGUCCAUAUGCUAAACUGCUACUUGAUGCUAUGAAGAAUACUGGCUGCACUGUUUUCAAAGAUCGACACUUCUCAUGUGAAGAGUGUGAUGGGUGUGUCAGUGGAGGAUUCGAUUCUUCAACAUCACAGGUAGGUACGGAGCAAUCUGUUGCAGCAUUGGAAACAUCAGAUAACUUGAUGCUUUGACAUGUUAGCAAAACA
Podarcis muralis (Common wall lizard) is the source of this 535-nucleotide messenger RNA. NCBI's taxonomy places the organism in Eukaryota, Metazoa, Chordata, Lepidosauria, Squamata, Lacertidae. The record is from RefSeq and is a predicted model, not a curated record.